AUGACUGAAUUUAGGCCACGCACCUCCACGCACUCAACAAGGACCUCCACACGCACUCAACAAGGACCGCCACGCACUCAACAAGGACCGCUACGCACUCAACAAGGACCUCUACGCCCUCAACAAGGACCGACACGCACUCAACAAGGACCGCCACGCACUCAACAAGGACCGCCACGCACUCAACAAGGACCGCCACGCACUCAACAAGGACCGCCACGCACUCAACAAGGACCGCCACGCACUCAACAAGGACCGGACCGCCACGCACUCAACAAGGACCGCCACGCACUCAACAAGGACCGCCACGCACUCAACAAGGACCGCCACGCACUCAACAAGGACCGCCACGCACUCAACAAGGACCUCUAUGUACUCAACAAGGACCUCUACGCACUCAACAAGGACCUCCCACAGACAAGAAUUAUCUCCACAGGAAAACGGCCAGACACGUCUCCAGCACAAAUGGGGUUUCAUGCCUUCACAGGAUGUGCACCACAGGGAGAUUAUCUGAUCCCUAAAACACAUCUCAAGAUCCCUAAAACACAUCUCAAGAUCCCUAAAAUACAUCUCAAGAUCCCUAAAACACAUCUCAAGAUCCCUAAAACACAUCUCAAGAUCCCUAAAACACAUCUCAAGAUCCCUAAAACACAUCUCAAGAUCCCUAAAACACAUCUAAAAAUCCCUAAAACACAUCUCAAAAUCCCUAAAACACAUCUCAAAAUCCCUAAAACACAUCUCAAGAUCCCUAAAACACAUCUCAAGAUCCCUAAAACACAUCUCAAGAUCCCUAAAACACAUCCCAAGAUCCCUAAAACACAUCUCAAGAUCCCUAAAACACAUCUCGAGAACACCGUGUAG
This is a messenger RNA of Homarus americanus (American lobster), 861 nucleotides long. Its product is annotated as neuroblast differentiation-associated protein AHNAK-like. Gene Ontology annotation, biological process: regulation of RNA splicing. The coding region runs from base 1 to 861 and encodes 286 amino acids. NCBI's taxonomy places the organism in Eukaryota, Metazoa, Arthropoda, Malacostraca, Decapoda, Nephropidae. The transcript is spliced from 3 exons. Gene Ontology annotation, cellular component: cytoplasm; nucleus. The record is from RefSeq and is a predicted model, not a curated record.